AUGGCGCUACCGUCGGAGGGCCUGGCGCCGGCGUCGGACGCGCGGCAUGCGCCUCUGGGGCGCCGCUCCGCGGGGGGCUUCGCUGCGGCCGUUCAGCCCGCACAGGCCCUGCGGUCGAGCCCGUCUCUGCCGCCGAGCCAGAGCAAGGCUGGGGAGGGCCGGCGUCUGUCUCAGCACGCUGCGUUCCCUGCUCUCGCGUCUUCCUCGUUUUCUGCUUCGUUCGCCUCCUGCCUCCUGCCCUCGGCUGCCUGGGGCUCUCUGAUUGAGCGCAGGCAGCAGGAGCAGCAGCAGGCUGCGUACGACCGAGAGCUCGUCGUCGCGCAAGAGGCAGUGAAGGCGGAGAUGGAGAGGCGCGUCGGGGAGAUGCGCGAGGAGGUGCGCAAGCGGGAAGAUAAGGACAGCCUGAGUGAAGACGACGAGGAGUGGCUUUGCAGCCAAUUCAGCGGCUUCGAGCGCGUUCUGCUGCGGCAGACCGUGCGUUCCUACUCGACGGGCGCCACGUCCUCGUCAGCCUCCUCCGCUCGUGGAGCGCCGCACAGUGCUUCGCCGAGGAAGCGGAAGGCCGAAGAGGCCGUGCCUGAUGAGAGGGAAGCAAAGGCUCAGCAGGCAGCCGGCGGCAAGGCAACUGGAGCAUCGUCCCUUCCCCUCGCUUCGGGGGCCUCUUCCCAGGGCGGCAGGGCUGCGCCGUCGCGCUCUGCAGGCGUCGCAAAUGGCGCUGUAUGGAGCAUUCUCUUGCCUUUCUCACACUGGCUGGGUGUCUCUUGGGCGCCGGCGCCAGCGACGCGGGGCGCGGCCGGAGGUCCCACUUCGCUGCUUGUGCCUCAGCUCCACAGCAAGGGAGGCGCAGCAAAGUCUCGCGCAGGGGCUGCAGCAGGCGGAACUGCUGCGGGAGUCUCGCCUGCGUCUUCGUCGUUUUCCUUCUCCUUUUCGUUCGCGUCAAAGCUGCUCGAAAGAAGGCGACGCGUUCGACAGCGAGAGGAGGCCUUCCUCCUGGAGCAGGAGCGCAGAGAAGAGGAGGAGAGAAUGAAGAUGUUCGAGCGCGCGCGGAAGAGAAAAAAAAGAUCUGCUUCAGCGAAGAACGCGAGCAGGUCGUCGCGGCGCGGCUGCGAUGCCGGCGCCCUUUCUGGAGACGAGGAGUCCAGCGGCAGCGAAGAAGACGAUGAAAAAGAAACGGACGAGAGGGGCGACGACAGGCGAAAGAGCGAAAAACUCGAGCGCGACCUGAAUAGGAACGGCACGCCGUCCGCUGGCGCGUCUGCGCACUGGGCGGGUUCCCGAGCGACGGCGCACGCGGCGGAUUGCACGCGGCUGAUGGCCUUCGAUUUUCUUUCCUGCCCGUCUUCCGUGAAGCUCUCUGACGAGAAGCUGCCUCGCGCUCUGCUUCGGUUUCUGCGGCGGCAAUGGCAGAAGAACACGGAGGCCGCAGAGACAGCAGGCGCCCACGACGGAGGCCGGAGGGGUCGCGGACCUCGGGCGAGCGCACAAGACGACAGGUCCGAUCCCGUGUCUCCAAGAGAGAGGAAACUUUUCAGCGAAGGCGAAGAGGACGACAUGCUGGAGGAGGGCGAAGAUGAAGUUUCUGCUGCGAUUCCUCUGCUAGCCCGACGCGUGCACCAGCGCGUGGCGCAGCUGCCCUACUCCAACCAGAAGGCAAAGAGCAAUCUCCUUCACUACCAGUUGGCGACCCACAGCCUGGAGUGGAAGGCGGCGCUGCUUUCGGGCUACGCGAUCCUCGUGGAAGGCUUCGGCAGCAAGAAGCAGCUCUUGGAUCUCUUUGCGCAGCACGCCCUCAGAGACGGCGUCUGCUGCGUCGUGGAGGGCUACCGCCGCGAGGCGCGCCUGCAGCACUGCUUGGCUGAUCUCCUCGUCUUCCUGGCUAGGGCCUCUCCGAAGGCCGCCGCAGCGCAUCAGACGCGCGCCGCCGCCGCCAGUGCCAAAUCGAAUGCGCUUCGGCCCCUGCUCCAGCCAGCCUCUCCGCUUGACAGAGGCGAGACAGAGAAACAAGUAAAGGGCACGACUCUCGCCGCUUCCCUGGAAAAACUGGUGAAGGAAGUGCGGAGAGCGGCGCGGCACUUGAAUGCGCCGCUGUACCUAGUCGUCCACAACGUCGAUGCGCCUGCGCUCAGAGGCGAAGCUCGCCGCGCGCUCGCCGCUCUUGCGACUUGCUCCAACAUUCACCUCAUUUGCAGCGCCGAUCAUCACUUGCACGGGUUCCUCUUCGACUCCGCCGAACUCCGCUCGCUCAACUUCCUCCACUACCGGUGCCAUACAUACAUGGACUAUAGAGAAGAAGUUCUCGGCUUUUGGGGCGCGACGUGUCUCUUCAUGCCGCUCUGGCUCCGAAGCAGCGCCGGCGCGUCGGGCGUCUCGGCGCGGGACGGCGGCGCCGAGGGCGCGUGGGUAAGCGGAGUGAACUUCUCCGCGGUCGUCGCGGCGCUCACCACUAACCACAAGCGGCUGCUCAAGUGUGUCGCCGAGCGACAGCUCGAACAGCUCAGGAGAGGGGAAGGUCGCGCGGUCUCCUUGGAGGCGCUUAGCGACCCGCUCUUUGCCAUGGCGGGGAACCUCGAUCGCACCAAGAUCCUACAGUUGCUUGUCGAGCUCACCAGCCACGGGGCCGCCAUCAAAACUUCUGUCGGCGGGCAGGAGGCGCUCUCGAUCCGCGCGAGCCCGGCGCAGCUGGAGCAACUCCUCGGCAUUCUCGAGCAGUACGGCAUCUAA
Messenger RNA from Besnoitia besnoiti, 2721 nucleotides. RefSeq names its product origin recognition complex subunit 2 protein. The coding region runs from base 1 to 2721 and encodes 906 amino acids. The record is from RefSeq and is a predicted model, not a curated record. The transcript is spliced from 11 exons. Lineage: Eukaryota; Apicomplexa; Conoidasida; Eucoccidiorida; Sarcocystidae. Gene Ontology annotation, molecular function: DNA replication origin binding. Gene Ontology annotation, cellular component: nuclear origin of replication recognition complex; nucleus. Gene Ontology annotation, biological process: DNA replication.